GUUGGAUCCGGACAUAAAGGAGUGGUGGGUUGUUGUCAGCGUACCGCUGCGUGCGAAACUCGCGGGCCACCUUGGUAACAUACGCAAGGAUGCCCCCCACCGCAACUUCGUUAUCUGUCAAUGAAGUUGGUGGUGCAUAGAAGGAUAGACACAGCAGCGCCAAAACUGGUCAUCCCGCGCCUCGAUGUGCUGGCAUACCCCGCACCGAACAUUCGCUAUAAAUUCAUGUGCACUGUGACACGAGGCUUGUGUGACGGAGAAGGUGGCUGCGAUCGGGACCACGACUCCGUCAUUGUCACCCCGAUCAAGUUGGGCGAUUUAGAGGCCAGUCAAAUUCCAGUGGUGGCGAUCCAACGAAUGUGCCAUGGGCUUUGCCCCAGGACCCAUGACCCACGCCACAACUUGAGACUAGCUGCAGUCACUGACUGGAUGGACAACGACUACACAGUUUUUCAGUGGGGCUGCAAUAAGCUGAGCCUGAUGAACGGCUUAGUUGCUACCUUCCGUACCAAUAGGCGAUACAUCUCCAUUCACAGCUCUGCUUUGACAGUGGGGGAGGUCUACACCUUUUAUGUCAAUGUGACUGCAUCCGUAAUUGAAGGGAAAACUUAUUCUGCAUCACUCACUGUUGAGAUUGCAAGUGUUCCUUAUUGCAGCAUGGACGCGACUAUGUGUCUAAAACUCUCGAUCACUGAGGAAGCGCCUCUUCUGGUCCCAUCUUUUUUUCCAUCGAAGUAUGUUGGGGAAGAUCCUCUUCCACUAACAACAAAGGUGGUGCGAGCCGUUGCCAGGGGCUGGGCAGCAGCAACAUCCUACCCCCUCCGGUACGAAUUCGGGUUUUAUCUAGAUUCAAGCACACGUUUCCCUGCCGUGGUGAACUCCCUCAAGCCAUCGCACUUAUUCUAUUCUCUUCCUCCUGCGCUUGUGGACGCUGCAAAUCACACACAUCAGCUGUAUGUUUGUGUGACGGAUGCCAUGGGGGCUCGCUCCUGCAUGAACCGCAAUGUCACGGUAACUGUUAGACAGAGUGAAGCACGGAGACGCAGACUGAGGAGUGAGGUGCGUGCACGGGAAGCGGCGGGCACGCCUAAUGUGAGGAAGACAUCCGUAAGCCGACAAGUCGCUGCUUCAGCCCUCAGGAGGCAAUUGAAUUUUCUGCUUCAAGUGAACCCGGCUCAGGUUCCUGCUUUUGCGCUGGAAAAGUGUUUAGAGCAAUACGCGGAAGAUCGACUGACUUCCUGGUCCUCAUCUUCUUCUCCUUUGCAUUAUUACAAGGCUACAUCAUUCUUAGAUCGUGCACAGCUGCAUGUCAUCCUGGUGACGGCCUUGGGACAGAGUCUUCUCAGCCCAUCAGCCGCCAACCCGGUUGGCGUUCUGCAGGCCUUGCGAGCGUGCACGAUAGAUGUUGAUGGCAGCGAUGCACGUGUGGUGGCUAUGGCUGCCGAGACCUCACAGGCAGCGCUGGAUCUGCUCCUGUCCAGGGCAAGGAUGCUCCCUACCAUUUCCUUUUCCGCACACCCACGAGCCAUGGUGACCAAUGAUGUGAUCAACGUAUUACUGAAUAUAUUUUCACAAGUGUCCAGAUCAGCUCAUUUCCGAUCACUCCAUGGCAAUGCAUCUAGUACCAAUUUUGUUGCCAAGUCAGGAAAUCUGAAAGAUCCGCUGUCCUCCUUCUUUGUGUCCACUUCUUCCAUCCCAGACUCCCAACCACCCACAUCUGCUGGGUCAUCCUCAUCAGACGUCACACAAUCAGCUAUGGAGGGGGAGGAGGAGGAGGACGACGAGGAGAACGACGAGGAGGAAGAGGAAGAAGAAGCAGCCCAUUCCUGGCUGUUGCUACAAACUCGCAACAGUUCUUGGCCAAGCGAAGGAGAUCCUCAGCACAACAAUCUCACGGCGGUCAACGUGAGCGUUGUCGAUAAUCGCAACCGCAGUCGUCCCAAAGGGCAGAGAAAGACCAAGUUACCUGGGGUUUCAAGAAAUGCGAACGACUCGGCAGCCAGUACACAGCGCACUCCACUGCACAAUUCAACAUCAACCUUUGUUUCCUUGCAACCGUCUUAUAUGAACGGCCCCUUAGUUGCUUCAACAUUUGGUAGCCGGCCGGUAAACUCGGUAGCUGAGGUAAGUGAGGUAGGAAAGCAAAACAUGACAGCAGCCUGGUCGGUAGCCGCAGUUGCUGAGAAAAGUAAAGUAGGAAAGCCAAGCAUGACAGCAGCAGCCAUAGGCCCUUCCCCUGGACACCAGAACAACAAGAGUGAACCGUCUCGCUCAGGCAUCGACAAACCGAAAGCAGACUCUUCAAGGACUGAAAUGAGCCUCCGCCCACAUGGAAAACCGAAUGUAGCUAAUCCUGGAGAUGAGCAUCAGGUUCAGGGUCACGACCAUAUUCGAUGGAAGCCUUCUAAGAGGGCAACUGGAGAUGUGAAGGGAUCCACUCGAGGUUUGCCGACUCAGAAAGAUAAGGACAGUCACUCCACUCGACGCCACGUUCCUAGACUUAAGAAACAGGAGACUCGGGUUCAAACAAUGGGUUAUGGACCGAACCUCCGUGUCAAAUUCGGGGCAAUAGGCUUUCCUACAGGCGACGAGCUUUUGAAGGCAGCACUUCGGGCAUACUCCUCCAUUGAUUCCGCAAUGAGCACACUGAAGGAUGUCAUCGGCUCUGCACUUGUACCUGGAGAGUAUGAAGUUUUCAUCAGUGAGGACGAGAACCUGGCGCUCGAUGUCCGGGUCGUAAGCCCCCGCCAACUACAUCUCCUCAACCGGUUAUCUUCUCCCAUCUUCAUGGGCCACCACAACAUAUCAACGGAUGAUGAUGUGGAGUGGCUUCUUUCCCAAGAGUCUGGUGGUGGUGCUUCAAACGCAACAGGGGGCGUCCAGCCUCUACAAUCUGGUACAGUGUCCAGAGGAGGGGAGGUAUACGUGGCACCUGUAUUCACCCCUAUCGAUCCCAUAUUCAACSCACUCCCAGACCCUCUCAAUCCUCCACCUAUUGUCCUUCCUCCUCCACUUCCGCCUCCAGCACCAGGCCGAGCCAUUCAAGCAACACCUCAAUCUCCAGAGUUCCAUCCGGCCGGUGACGUUGGAUCAGAUUCUUCCGAUUCAUUGUCCGAGUCAUUUUCCCAUAAGCCUGCCCCAGGGAUUUCCACCACUUCUGUACUCUCUUCACCCCACUCUGUGUCGCAUCCUUUGUCUUCUCCAUCGUCACCAUCAUCUCUUACAUCAUCCUCGACCUCACACUCGUCUCCACCAUUGCCCCGAUCGUCGCUCGCUUCAGGGUUUUUUUCUGCCUUGUCCAGUGCAUCAUCAUUUCUAACAUCAUGGUCUUCCUCAUCCAUGGCGAGGUCCUCUCCGCCGACACCAGCGGCAGGGUCUAAUGCAUCUACUAGGCCUCCAGAACAUCAGGUUGGCCCUCGUCACCCCCCUCCUCGUUCCCCUACUUCUUCUUCAUUGCCUUCUCCCUCCCCCACAGCAGAAAAGCAACCAACCGACACUUCAACAGUCCGGCCGUCAUCAUCGUCACCGCCAUCAGCAGUGGCAUUGGAGCCAUUUGUAAACACGCGUAGCGACGACGGUCAAGGUCCUGCCCUUUCUGCAGCAGCAAUGCACUCAUCAUCAUCACCAGCAGCAGCGGUGCAGGCAUCCUCAUCAUCGUCGGAACCAGCAGCAUCAGUGGCCCCACACCAACCAGGGACAGGGAGAGACAGACCUGCACCGCACGGUGCAUCGUCCAAUUUGUCAGACCGGUCUUCAAGGUCCCAAGUCGCCAAGAUGAACCGGACAGCGGCAACAAACCUUGAAGAGAAAGAGACCUCAGCCCGGAGAAGGGAUUCAAAACAGAAAAAGCCGAGCGUGAGAAUAAGUGAGCAACCCUCCAGUUCCGAUUCCGGCCCUCCUCCCCCCCCAUCAGCGGCGGGAACGAUGCUGCUGGACCCCUGUGCCAUAGUGCAGCUACCCAGAAACCUGAGCCGAUGGUGUGCGUCGCAGCGGCAGUGUGAUCAAUCGCAGGGCCUGGUCGUCGGCAUUUCCUGCAUGCGCGACAUGUCAAUCCUACAGAGGUAUGUCAGCCGUAAUCUCGGGGCUAUAGUGACAAGCGGGGUCACAUUUCACAUGGGUACUCAGCCCCCUUUCUUGAAGUUAUCGUCGGAGCCUACGACUCCACCGAGUAGCGGAUUCACCCCACUGACGCCUAUCUCCUUUGGGAUGUCAAAUACUGCCCUCACCAGAGCGCCUCCAUUUGGGAUGACACAAGUGGUUCUGCCAAUCGAUGAAGCCCGCUAUAACCCUAAUGACACAAUUCACCGGUGCCGUUUCCUCCUUGGGGAGCAACACAAUAUUUUCCGGGUGGACAAUUUGGCAAUUACCCCCCUGCAGCGUUCUAGAAUCGCCUGCCAGUUCUUUGAGCUGAAAACGUCAAGCGUUGUUAUGGUAUUCCAAGUGCAGAUCCCGCCAUCAGGUCGCGACCAUAACCCCAGUGCACGGAACAGUCAGCUACGACUGGAAGGAGCCAAUACCACACAUGACAUCAUCAGGUUGAUUGGAACCUUUGUGGCGGGAGUCGUCGUUACCGCACUCCUGGUUAUCGCGGUGAAGAUGAAGAUAAGCCCAGGCAAAAUCAAGGCACUCUGGCAGGGGAUGCUGCGCAAGCUGUGCGGAGGACAUCCCAAGCCCGUUACACCCUCUGGUGUAGUCAAACACACUGAUAGCUUUGCCGUUCAAAGCUCUGUUGGAUCCCUGGCAAGUUUCACGUACCCGUCAAGUAUAGUCCGAACCGACUCUGUGACAUCAAAGCUGACCACUGUGUCCGAGAACGACCCCUUCGCACCCACAUCGGAUGAUGCAGAAACAAGAACAAAACCCCUCAAACGAUCACAGUCCCAGAAGAAUAAACUCAGUUGGGGGAGCAAGUAACACAGGCACAUAGCAGGCGCAGCGUGUGGAACAAAGAAUCCAUCAAACAAACAGUGUCCCACAAG
Chara braunii is the source of this 4979-nucleotide messenger RNA. NCBI's taxonomy places the organism in Eukaryota, Viridiplantae, Streptophyta, Charophyceae, Charales, Characeae. The record is from the annotation of a GenBank genome assembly.